CCACCAUCUCCAGUCAGAUCUCCGGAUCAGUCCCACAUGACAUCGUGAACAGGGACAACAAGGUAGACAACAGACACACUCAAACUGCUGACGGUAAUUCUCAUCAUUUUUGUAACUGGGCUGGGAGAAGACCAGAUUUCAUGGUAAGCACAUGUGUGCUAUAUAUGCCCUUCAGUGUGUGAGCAGAGCUUUUUGCGUUCAGUGUACGUGUACUGUAUCACAGCUUCUGUCAGUGUUGACCUGCUGUACAGUCCUAUGCUUCUGUCUGUCAGCAGCCUUCACCAAAGCACGUUUGGUUCAUUGAAAAUCGAACUCUGUCCUCCAACAGUAGACUGGAUUGAGAGAAAAAACACAUAUUUGCAUAUUACAUAAGUAGUAGGUACAGGUGUAACAUGAUGUGUGUUCACCCUGAGUCAUUUGAACUUUGAUUUCAAAGAGGUCAGGACAUUGUCUUCAUCGGUGUCUUUAGGUGGUGUGCGAGUCCAAUAUGGGUCAACUUUGAGGGCCCCAUCUCCUGAACGGUUGAGAGUAGUCAUACACAUUGUACCUUUAAAGGGUCAGUUUACCCAAACCACAAGACUGCACAUGUUUUCAUUUAGUGGUUUCUCUCAAUUCCGAGUUUGGUUUUAUUUGUCCAGGUUUGGAGAUAUCUGUCUGUGAGAUUUCUGCCUCCACCUGAUACACUGGAGGUGAAUGAAAAAUAGUUUGUGGUGUUCACACAAUUAGAUGUGUCACUUUUCAGAAACAAUGGCCCAUUUACACAGGUCAGUCCACGGACGUCACUGACAGCACUCAUCUCUGGUAUUACUUGCUAAGAAGAAGCUCCAAUGAGAAGUGUUGACCUCAACUUCUGAUCCAGAUUAACAGGUAGACUGUCUCUGGAAUGAAACUUAGCUGUUAAAAUUUAACAAAUGUCAUUUUUCAGUGCUCUAAUUGCCACAAAUGAUGAGUAUUAUGGUGGAAUUUGGGCCAGAUUUAGUGCUGCUCUGUACUGUUAUGGAGCACUUCUGUGACUGAAGCACUUUUAUGUUGCUUGUUUCUGAAUGUGCAUUCACAAAUAUAUGUGCUUAGCUGUUCUGCAGCUUUCUGAUAUUGUAGCAGGUUUCAUUUCUUGCAUUUGCUUGGAUAUUUGUAUCAGCAUAGUUUUUGAGAUGGCAGUGCAUUUCUCUUAUCGCAGUUGGCUGGGCUCUUUGUGUGUUUGCACCUAUCUGCCACCAAAUACAGAAUGGUUACAUUGUACUAUUUGAUGAUGUCAGUUUCAAUGUCAGAUUUGUCACUUUUAAUAAAAUACAAUAUUAAACAGUAAGAAAGAUGUAAAGGUAACUUCUGUUUCAUGUGAGCUACAUGUGUUUCAUCUGUGUAUGGCCUGUGUACUCGUGUCUUGUGUGUUUAACCUCCAGGUUUCCAAGCGGCUGAAUCUCAGGAACCUUCCAGCUCUCAGAUACGGGGCGCAGGUCAGGAUGUUCCAGAACCAGGUUCCUCUGCUACCAGGAGAGACCAUCCAAACUACAGUCAAGGAUGUGAUGUAUAUCUGUCCAUUCAGCGGUCUGGUUAAUGGAACCCUGACCAUCACAGACUACAAGCUGUACUUCACAAGUGUGGAAAGGGAGUCUCCAUUCAUUCUUGAUGUGAACCUGGGAGUCAUCAGCAGACUGGAGACCAUCAGUGUUCCCAACCAGGGAGAGAACACCAAAGGACUGGAGCUGGUCUGUAAGGACAUGAGGAGUCCCAGGUUUGCCUAUAAGACGGAGGACAGCCAUCCAGAUGUGGUGGAGGUGAUGGCCAAACAUGCCUUCCCCCUCUCCCACAACCUGCCCCUGUUUGCCUUUAUAUACAAGGAGCAGUUUCCUGUAGAUGGCUGGAAGGUUUACGACCCAACAGCAGAGUACAAACGUCUGGGCCUCCCUAAUGAGAGCUGGACCAUCAGUAAGAUGAACAGCACCUAUGAGCUGUGUGACACGUAUCCCUCCAUUCUGGUCAUCCCCACUAACAUCACUGAUGAAGACAUCAAACGAGUGGCUGUGUUCAGAGCCAAACACCGCAUACCGGUCUUGUCCUGGAUUCACCCAGAGUCUCAGGCCACCAUCGUACGCUGCAGCCAGCCGUUAGUCGGACCUUCAGACCGUCGCUGUAAAGAGGACGAACGCUAUCUCCAAAUCAUCAUGGAUGCCAACGCCCAAUCCCACAAGCUCACCAUCUUUGAUGCCCGGCAGAACAGUGUAGCAGACACCAACAAGGCAAAGGACGGAGGGUAUGAAAAUGAGAGUUUCUACCCAAACAUGGAGCUGAACUUCCUGGAAAUCCCCAACAUCCAUGUGAUGAGGGAGUCUCUGAGGAAGAUGAAGGACGUGGUUUAUCCCACCAUAGAUGAAGCCCACUGGCACUCUGCUAUUGACCAGACGCACUGGCUUGAGUACAUCCGGCUGUUAUUAGCAGGAGCAGCAAAGAUAGCUGAUAAGCUGGAGUCUGGGAAGACGUCUGUGGUGGUUCACUGCAGUGACGGCUGGGACCGAACGGCUCAGCUCACCUCUCUGGCCAUGCUGAUGCUGGACAGUCACUACCGCACUCUCAGAGGAUUCCAGGUUCUGGUGGAGAAGGAGUGGAUUAGUUUUGGACACAAGUUUGCUGCUCGUGUGGGUCACGGUGAUGAAAACCAUGCUAACUCAGAGCGCUCGCCUCUCUUCGUCCAGUUCAUUGAUUGUGUUUGGCAGAUGACUCGCCAGUUCCCAGCUGCCUUUGAGUUCAAUGAGCUGUUCCUGAUCACAGUGCUGGACCACCUCUACAGCUGUCUGUUUGGUACAUUCCUCUACAACAGUGAACAGGAGAGGGCAGCAGAGGACGUGCAGACCAAAGCUGUGUCCCUGUGGUCCUACAUCAACAGCCAGCCUGAGGACUUCACCAACCCCUUCUAUGUGGACUAUGAGCACCAUGUUCUGUAUCCGCUGGUUUCCUCCAGACAUCUGGAGCUGUGGAGCAGCUACUACGCCCGCUGGAACCCACGCAUGAGACCACAGGUGCCGGUGCACCAGACACUGAAGGAGUUGCUGAUCCUCAGAGAGGAGCUCCAGAGGAGGGUGGAGGAGCUGCAGAGAGAGGCCUCCUCUCACUCCCUGUCCUCCUCCACUGAACACUCCCCCUCACACAAAACAGGAACUCCACUGCACACUGUGGUCUGACACACACACACACACACACACACACACACACACACACACACACACACACACACACAGUUCAAUCCAUGUUUUAGCCUAGGUAUAAGUACUGAAGAUGAGAGUGUUUACAGUGUGAGGGAGGCUUUACAGAUACAUUCCUAAACACAAACAUCUCUAUGUAUGUUUUUAGCAAAGUGAACCGAUCUCCUUCAGGUGUCUGUGAAGUGAAACAAAGUAUUUAAAGAGAGUAUUAAAAACUAGCUUGUUACCUAAUUCAGUGGUUCUCUAACUUUUUCUGCCAUUUCCCCCCCCCCACCACACAUAAACAGAUCAUUAACAAUAGUGGAGCAACAAAUCAAAAAGAUGAUGGAUUCAAUAAAUGAAAGGAUUCAGGUCAGCACUAUAGCCUCAGCCAACUCAUAAAUAAAUCUUACAUGUUCAUUCAACUUAGUUGCGCUCCAUAUUUUUGUUCUGGUUGUCCAAGUCCCCCUAGUAGUGGUUCUGUGUUGUCCCGGGGGGGCCAACACCCCAGUUUGAGAACCAUUGAGCUAAUAGAACCUUCCUAUGCUUAUUAUUUAUAUUAUUUAAAAAUUCAGAAAUGCCAGCUCACCCUGUACUAUGGGAAUCUUCUGAUCCCCUUCAGACUUGAUUCUCAGUUCAGUAAAGUGUUUUUAUUUUUGUAUGAAGAAUUUCUACUCUUUGUCUCAGGGCUCUGUUAGUCACAUGAGUGCAGGAGGUGGCCAGUAACAUAUUCCAAAUGACUGCAGUUAGCUGGAGUGCUGAACUAAAGUCACUGCAUGAUCCCUCACACUUUCCCUGUCUCACACUGUCUGAGUGAUCCCAGCUCCGUCACUGAGAGACGGCUGUGUUUCCCCUCUUCAUUACCUGCACACUGCUUUAUUGUACAUGUUUUUUGUUUCUUUUACGUUGUGUAUGUGCCAACCAUGUCCCAGGUCCCACAUCCCCAAAGUGUGCUUUUCUGUUCUUCUCUCAUUGCCAACCACUUUGUCCUUUACUGCAUAAAAUCACUUGAAUUCCUACUCAGUGUUUCUCACAAGUGAAGUAAAGGUCUGUGUAUGUCGAGCUCUUCUGAAACUAUAAACUGUGUGGAUUCACUGACUGAAAGAAGCACAUUUUGGUACAUUUAAAGCCAUGUUCAAACAUCAGAGUGUGCUGUGUGAUUUAGAUUUUUAGAACAGCCAAGAUUUUCCAGCCCAAACCUUCAAAAAUGCAGCUGAACUACAUUCAGAAGAAAUCACUGUCAGAUACUCUGUCAUUAUGUCCAAAACAUACCUGUUUUGAAGAUAAUCCACUGACCCCUAAUAGAUAACUGUUCCAUUGGUGUGUUUCUGAUGAGUAGCAGGCACCUCAGCCUCUGGCUGAAUGUGAAGUAUACCAGUACAACCAUUUACUGACGGAGGUUUUGACUUCUUAAGUUUCCUUUCUUUACGAGUGUGGAGAUGAGUGAUGACCACGACAGAGCCGCUGUGGUUCUGUGUUGGUUCCUCUCAUGUCUAAGGUGCUUUAUGAGAGGUUUUUGGCAGGUUUCACUGCAUACCUAGAAGAAACUGCAGUGAAAAAGUGCUUUCUGUUACAGUAGUGCCGUGCCAGCCGAUCAUGAAAACUAUCACAUGACCAGCCAAUAAUAUGAGUGCUAAUCAUGGUUCCAACUGUCCUCAUGUUGCCUUAAUUUCAGAGUGCGGUUAUUUACAGUAACUAACAGGUGAGCUAAACAGAUCAAUCCUCUGUGUUCCAAGAACCAAAUUAGCUGGAUGGGAAUGAACAGGAUAACUUUAGCUGGCUAACAUCAUGCCUGGAUUAGUUAAACCACACAAGAGCAGGACACACAUCAGUUUAACCCUCUCACACCGGUCUUAUUUUUUGUAUUGUACAGUGUUUUGACAUCCCAUUAUUCUAAUGUAAUAUAACCUAUAAAUCACACUGUCUACCUGUGGCAUGGGAUCAUGUGAAUCGUGUCUUUUGACAAUGUAAUUAAUGUGUCUGUCAAUUUCCAUUUUAAAAAUAAAUAAAUAAA
Micropterus salmoides (largemouth bass) is the source of this 5190-nucleotide messenger RNA. RefSeq names its product myotubularin related protein 1a (gene mtmr1a). The record is from RefSeq and is a predicted model, not a curated record. The transcript has 16 exons. Gene Ontology annotation, biological process: dephosphorylation. Gene Ontology annotation, molecular function: phosphatidylinositol-3,5-bisphosphate 3-phosphatase activity. Lineage: Eukaryota; Metazoa; Chordata; Actinopteri; Centrarchiformes; Centrarchidae. The coding region runs from base 1362 to 3176 and encodes 604 amino acids.